UUACUCCAAUGUACAGCAACACCAGCAGCAGCAGCAGCAGCGACAACAACAACAACAACAACAACAACAACAAUAACAACAGAAAAUGCAGCAGCAAAUGCAACAGCAAAUGCAAAUGCAUUAGAAAGUCCAGCAACAGCUCUCUUGUGUUUGGUCAAAAGGCCAUUAGCAAGCCGAUCCCCAAGCCUCUGAGGGACCGAAUUCUAAUGAAGCUGGCGGGUAUUCCUGCCCCAGAAGAAUCUAACUACAUUAUUGCACUCAAAGAAAGAACGGCAAUGGAGCUUUAUAUUCCUAGGGGGGUUAAGCGGCAACUCCAGGAGGAGGAGUAUGAGGGGCAACCGGCAAAUGUAGACGGCUCUUGGCCUGCCCUUGAGCAUCUUAUUAAAAGAAAGAAAUUGUGGUUCGAGGGCAAGGCUUUUGUCAAGGCCCGUGAGCAGGACAUAGCUCGGGCUGAGCGUUUCCAAACACCGCUCUCUGAACUCAAGCCGACAGCCAUGAUUCCAGAAGUUGAAGCCUUUUGCAAAAGAAAAGCACUUGCAAUGGCAUACACACAGGCUGUACAAGAAGGAGUAGCAGAAGAAGAAGAAGAAGAAGAAGAAGAAGAAGUAGCAGAAGUAGUCGCAGAAGUAGCAGAAGUAGUCUCAGAAGUAGUCGCAGCCGAAGAAGCUAUUCAAGUGCAAAAGCAAGCAGAGACGCUCGCACCCAGAAGAGCAGUAAAGGCCAUGACGCUCGCUGCUAGAAAAAGAGCGGCGGAAGCACUCGCGGUUAAAAGAAGAGAAGCAGAAGCAGCAGCGACAACAACAACAACAAAGCCAGAGCCAGAACCAAAGACAGAGGCAAAGGCAGAGUCUGAGCCUGAGCCUGAGACAGAGCCUGAGACAGAGGCAAAGACAAAAACAAUGACAAUGACAAAGACAAAGACAGGGACAGAGGCAAAGGCAGAACCCCGUCUGGCCAAAAGCCCAUACGGCGGCUGCCAUUUUCGAGUCUGAGUAAAAAGUCCGUAGUCCGGGGGUUGCUCUUCUAAUGGUAACAAGAAGAGUAAUCCCCGGGAAACCCGGCAGAAGCAACUAACAAAUAUAUAUCUUUUUAUAGCAACAGGAAGCAACAGAAGCAACAUACUAACAUACUAACAAGCAACAGAUACUAACAAGCAACGGGAACUAACAAGCAACGGGAACUAACCUUACUCACAACUAACUUUAUGAACAAUUAACUUUAUGAACAAUUAACUUUAUGAACAAUUGACUUUAUGAACAAAUAAAUUUACUAACAACUAACUUUACUAACAGCUGACUUUACUAG
This is a messenger RNA of Phycomyces blakesleeanus NRRL 1555(-), 1305 nucleotides long. RefSeq lists its product as hypothetical. The coding region runs from base 207 to 992 and encodes 261 amino acids. The record is from RefSeq and is a predicted model, not a curated record. The transcript has 3 exons. NCBI's taxonomy places the organism in Eukaryota, Fungi, Mucoromycota, Mucoromycetes, Mucorales, Phycomycetaceae.